Molecule: messenger RNA, 4352 nt
Organism: Salvelinus sp. IW2-2015
Lineage: Eukaryota; Metazoa; Chordata; Actinopteri; Salmoniformes; Salmonidae
Gene: dtx2
Product: deltex 2, E3 ubiquitin ligase
Biological process (GO): Notch signaling pathway; protein ubiquitination
Cellular component (GO): nucleoplasm
Molecular function (GO): zinc ion binding; ubiquitin protein ligase activity
Source: RefSeq, a predicted model, not a curated record
CAGCAAGUUGUCAGUUUUCCCCUCACCAUUCCUAGCGAAAUUGUUGCUUGAGAAAUUGCUAUUUUUGUUUAUUUCUGACCAUUUUAAUUGAAAACAGUCACAGUAAGGUACUUAAUUGUUACCCAGAAAUGAUUUGAUAUUGAGAUAAAAACGGCUGCAUUGGAGCUUUAAAAAUAUAAUGAUGUGCGCAUGUCUUAUUUGCCAAGCAACGAUUGUUCCGACUGUUUGGUUUAUCUGUGGUUUGCGUAGCUAGCCAGUUUGAGUUUGUUGGAAUGCAAUGAUUAGUAAACUAGCAUAGCUCAAUAUAUUUCCGCAUCUAAAGAUUUAUUGCUUCGCAAGGUUUGCCAAAAUGCUUUUAAACAAUUUGCUUGAGUGUUUGCCGCCUGACCUCGAAUCAGUCUUCUUGUAAAAAUGGGUCAUUUUAAUAAUCCAAGCUAGCUAACUUUAGCUACAUCUUGUAAAUUGAAGAUGUUUUGCUAGCUAGCUAACUUAGUUAGGUUUGAUCGCUACAAUUUAUUGAUAGGGUAACUGCAGGAUGUCCUGUAGUUUGGCAAAGUGUUAAAACGUGUUUUGUCCAUCUGACUUAGCUUCUUAGCCUAGCUUGCUACGUUAGCCGAAUUAGCUAGCAUCAGCUUUUUCUGUCGUUUACUGAAUUUGACGUAUCGCUACUAGCUGUAAGAUAUGGCCACUGCCUCUAGCUCCUGUGUGGGGAUAAAUGGGUCUAGAAAUGGACCCUCUACACCGACAUUGGUAGCAUCUGGACAAUCUCAGCCCAUGGUCGUUGUAUGGGAAUGGCAGGAUGAUCUUGGCUUCUGGCGACCAUAUAGCGGCCAGGUGAGCGGCUAUAUCGAACAAUACUUCUCCUCUCCGCGGGGACACAGAGGUGGGGGUCCUGGCUCCACCAGCAUCAGCCUAGGACAAUCAGAUCCCAGCUUGUCGCCUUAUCUCAUAGACAUACCAAGCUUGAACCAGUUCCGCCAAGAUACAGGGAAAACGCGGUCUGUACGCCGUCAAUUGUUUGCCCAGUCCUCAGGCUUGGGUAGCGGAGUAUAUUGGGAGUGGGCAAAUGACGAAGGAGGAUGGACUCCAUACGAGACUCGCACUUCUAUUCUACUAGAACACAGCUACCUGGCACGGCAGGCCACGGCGGAUAUGGCCUCACACGGCUAUAACUACAUAGUGGACCUCACAGCGCUGGCCCAGGUCAACAAGGCCACGGGCUUUAGGCGGCAGGUCCGACGGCAGGGUAACUUUCCCUACCCACUGGCGUCUGGCGCCUCCGUCAUCCACUCGGGCCCUGCCUGCUCCUGCCACCAGUGUCUGAGCCACAGCUGCACUGGCCCCAUGCCCAGCCGCUCACGCCACUCCUUCUCCUCUGGGCAGCUGAGCCGGCCCAGCUUCCAGGGCCCCAGCAGGGCGGCUGGAGCUCACCCCACCUCAGUGUACUCGCCCUACCCCAGGAGGCCUCUUUCUGUGGGGGGCAUGGCGUGGGGUGGUCCCUGGCCCCCGACACCCUCCGCUAGUCAGUUCCCUGGACCUCCACUGUCUUACCCUACCAGUGCUAAUGGCUUAAGUGUCCCCGCCAUCCCUCUGCAACGGAAUGGAUCCACCAGUGUGAGCUCAGCCCUUGCAGCCAUACCAAGCAGGAUGGGGCUAGAAGCGCCUACCAAAUAUAAUGCCCUCUUGUCCAUGAGCAUGGCCUCCAUUUUGAUGUCAGCAGUGGGACUCGGUGUGUGCUUCACGAGUGCCCCCCUCCCGCACCCCUCCUCCGCUCCUCCUCCCCCCAGCAGCACCAGCAGGUCCGCAGGCUCCAAAACUCACAGCAGCAGCUCGGUUAGGAGGGCAAAGAGGCAGCACAGGACAGCCCCAGCACAGAAACCAGAGGAUGUCAUUCACCGCUACAUGGAGGAAGUGGCCUCUGCUCAAGACGAGGACUGCAUCAUCUGUAUGGACCGGCUCUCGUGUCCGUCGGAUUACGCCGUGGCGUCCGAGGGAGCACAAUCCAUCCCACCCGGCGCUGUGGGAAAGUUCACCAAGUGUGGACACACCUUGCACAUGCUCUGCAUGCUUGCCAUGUACAACAAUGGAACCAAGGAUGGCAGCCUCCAGUGCCCGUCAUGCAAGACAAUCUAUGGGGAGAAGACGGGGACCCAGCCCAAGGGCAAGAUGGAGAUCUAUAGUAUCGCACAGUCCCUCCCCGGCCACCCAGACUGUGGAACUAUCCAGAUAAUUUACAGCAUCCCCCCUGGGAUACAGGGUCCAGAGCACCCUAACCCGGGGCAGCCAUACACCUGUAGAGGCUUCCCUCGCUUCUGCUUCCUCCCAGACAAUGACAAGGGCAGAAAGGUGCUUGAGCUGCUGAAGGUAGCGUGGACGCGGCGCCUCAUCUUCACAGUGGGCACGUCUAGCACCACGGGCGAGCCCGACACGGUGGUGUGGAAUGAGAUCCACCACAAGACUGAGAUGAUGUCCAACGUGUCAGGCCACGGCUACCCGGACCCCAACUAUCUGGAAAAUGUGCUGUCCGAGCUGUCCUCUCAGGGGGUGACCGACCACUGCCUGGUCAAACAGGAGGGCCCCAGCCAGGGAGGAGCGUCAAACUCUGGACUGUGAAACUGACCCUGAAUCAGUUUCGUCGUAAUGUCACUACUUCAACAUAGAGAACAUAUUCACAUUCCCACUUGGAUGUUUUUUGUUGUUGAUCUUAUUAAAUAUUAAAUGCGAAGCAGAUGGUAUGUCAAAGUGCAGUGUGCAGAAUACUGCACAUACUGAUAAUGUGGGGUUUGUCGUGGACUUUAUUUGCUGUAGUAGCGCUCCACCAGCUCUUGGUUUAGUCACCUGUUCCCUAUAAAGUAAACCACUUUUGACCAGGGCCCAUAGGGUUCUGGUCAAAAGUACUGCACUACAUAGGAAAUAGGGUGCCAUUUUAGACACAACCCUUCUCUUGAAAAAAGUAUUGUGCUUUUUUUUUUGGAGCAGCCUGAUGUUUCGCACCUCUUUUGGCAUGCUCCAUGAAAGGUGGCAGCUCUUGCGUGGGAACACCGACGUCGGUAGCACUUUAGUUUUGACAGUGCAUUUAAUUAACACUUAUAGUAAUUACCAGGUUAAUAUCUGUGAUUGUUUUUCAAAUUGGUAAAUUAUGCAAAUACUUUAGUGAUAUUUCUGUUGAAAAGCAAUGUAGGCCUACUUAGGCAAAUCACUGUAUACACAGACACAUUAAAUACUAUACAAAAUGGUAGCAAAGUGAGUACCUGCUUGAUUGUGUUAUAAUGGGAGGGGGGAGAGAACUCUUUAAUUGGUAAUUUUCAUAUUUGUCAGUAAUGAAAGCACUGUAAAGGAACAGAUGUGUCUGUAAAUGCCAGUUCAUUAAGAAGCAUAACCUGGAAGAGAAACUUCUCACUUUGCCUUUGUUUCAGCAUAAUAUAAAUAUUUAAAUGCAUUAUUUAACCAUUUGUAAUAUUUUUUGUUUCACCUAAUUUCAUGGGAAACACGUGGAUUUGUAAUGCGGUCACGCUUAAUGCAGACUAAGCUGGGCCUGUAUUCACAAAGGAGCAGUGCUGAUAUCGAUCAGGUCCUCCCUGGCCUAUGUAAUCUUAAUCAUUAUCUAAGGCAAAACUGAUCCUAGAUCACCCCUCCUACUCUGAGAUGCUUUAUGAAUAUGGCCCCUGAUGCUUUGCUACACCCACUUAGAGCUACAGAGAAGUAUGGAGACCUCCUUGAUACCAUGAAAGUGGCUCAUCUUUGAGCCAGGUACAUUUUUAAAUGGCAACGAAUCCUUUAGAACUAACCAGCUCCGGGGCAGGCUGUGUUCACAUUGCCCUAAAAAAGUGAACUGGGCUGUGGAAUUCAAGCGAACAGAACUUUGACCAGCUCUUGAUGGUCUGUUUGAUUCUCUUCAUCUGAGAUCCUUUUGGAGUGUUCACAAUGCACAAAUUAAGCAAACUGCACGAGUUCACAAAAAUUGCCUGGAAGGGGGCGACCAAGUGUGAAAACACCCGUAGAAAAUCUGGAGUAGAUCUCACUUAGAAAGAGGAGGAAGGGAAGUGCUACUAAGAUCUCACUUCAAUUGUAGUAUAGGCCUACCCCCUCAGCUUUGCACUAGAAGAUUAAAAACAGAAAAAUGAAUUUACCGCAGGUCAAUUCACUUUCUCUGACAGUCUGGUCAAAAUAGCAUAGCCAUCGAGAGCAAUCUGGAUUUUUCUUUUUCGGCAUGCUUAGGGUAUAUUAACCUGGAUCAUCCAAUUCCACCGCACUGCUGUCCAACAUCCAGUUAGGUGACAUUUUACUCAGUAUUCAGGUGUAUGCAAGCAUUUUGAAAAUGUUCUCCGCAAUAAAAAAAACUGAUAAAUGAA